Amoebophrya sp. A120 is the source of this 5279-nucleotide messenger RNA. The record is from the annotation of a GenBank genome assembly. Lineage: Eukaryota; Dinophyceae; Syndiniales; Amoebophryaceae.
AUGGCGCCGCAGAUAAAAACAUCAGUGCGCGAGGACCAAGAAGUACAGGAUGGUCGUUUUGCUCCUAGUCCGCGCGUCGUGCAACGGGAACGGCUAGUACCGGCGAAGAAAACGGAAAGAAGGGAGGACCGACCACCAAACCGGGCAGUACCGGUAGCUUCCGUAAAAAAUGAUGGUACAACCACAAUCGCGAAGGCGAACUCAAAAGCCAUAGUGCGCCCGGUCGUGGGCACCGCCGCUCGUGCUGAGGAAAACGAGAGGAUGGAUCAUAUGAAACUUCCGGCGCAGCUGUUGAACAGCCCCAGGAGUAUACUUCGGGCUUGGGAGAAGAUGAUCUUCGGGAAUGUGUAUGUGAACAAAAACGUGUCACAGGAAUCACACUCACACACCAGCCAGCAGCAGCAGCAUGGUCGACAUGAGGAGGCCUGUCAAGUAGAUCAAGACGUGAACGUCGCUGACACGACAGACCAUGCUAUUAACGAACCCGUUGGUGGUGCACAGCAGCAACCUGAAAUUAUCCAAGACUUUGUGCAUGAGGCUUUUGCGACUACAACAACCGAGAGUUGCCGCGUGGAUGAGGAUCAGGACGUUACUAACAAGAAAGGCAAACUCGAAAUAAAGCUCCGGCCACGAGAGGGAGCUGGGAAGGCGAAGGUGGAGCUGCAACGCGACAAGGUGGAACAAGUCGCGGCUCCGCCGCAGGAGGAGCAGCACCAUUUUUACAAUUUCCACUGGACCACGACAAGAAGGCCAAAAACAGCUCCGACAUCCGCCGAACAGCACGGCGGGACUGUGCGUAACAGAGAAACGACAGCGACGUCGCCGGCAUCAGCGCAGAACAAGCAGGUCGCAGGCGGGGUAGUAGAUGUAGAGUUGUACACGUUAGCGCCUCCACUCCCUGAUUCUACUACAGAUGCGCCUCCUGCUAAGCGCGUCGUCGUGAGCACACACGAUCAACUUGCGUCUAAUUCAGAUCGACUUGUUGCAGCUCCUUCGACACGACACGGCCCGCCGCAUGGUUCUCCCGUAAAUUUUCGUCCACAUCAUCCCGAGCCACACAGCAGCUUCCCGACAGUGAAAACCAUGUUGCCUCAGCAGCCUCGUGGCACGAGCACGACCCUUGGCGUCGCCGGCGCGGGUGGAAGUAGAAAUAUGAAACGGUCAAGCGCUUCAGGAGUACAACUAGGACGGUCAGCAGAUAGAUCGUUGAUGUGGUCCACCACGACCCAAAAUUAUGGCUGUACCCACGACCAGCCGCACGACAUCGCCGCCCAAGACCGUGAGGAGCAAGUCUUUUUCCUGCACCUCGCAAAGCAAUUGAACCUUUUAAGCGCCACCGAUUCGUUAGAGUUGAAGAAACUUUUGUCCAUUCUGCACGACAAAUCCACGGAGCAGCUGCUCGCCGGCGUGGAGAUACCGGAGAACUGGAAGCACACCAGAAUCGAGGAGGAAACAGUGUCGACGAAGAUGAAAAGACUUUCUCGAAUAGAAGAGAUGGAAACUUUCAAAUCCCAGCACGAAACGGAAAAUUCCGGAGGUUUUUUUGGGAUAAGAGAAAACCUACUGCUGUUGGUGGCGUCGAGAGACAAGAACAAUUUUCACGCGGAAAGAACCACUAAACCGUCUAAAACAGUGACUAUCACGGAGUCCACUUUUCGUCGGGAGAGACGGCUGCACGCGGAGAAAAGGAAACAAGAUUUGGAGAAACUUUUGCAGCAGAUGAAGAAACAACUGCACGAACACACGCUGCAUUCGAAACAGAUUCUGCAGCGGUUUUUAUGCAUUGCAAAAGUAUCGUACUCGUAUAAAUGCAUUACAAAUUUCCUCAGCAUAAGAAAUAAAAUUUGUAAUGCAGAUUUGCCUUGGAAACAAGAUUUGUAAUGCAAGGCCCGCAUUUGUACGAGUACGAUAGUUUUGCACAGGAUAGUUUUUGAAAGACUACGACUUUCGAGAGGACGUGGUUGCGUUAGAAAUGCAAAUGGGGUACAAUUCAUCCGCGAACAGCUGGAAUAAAGGGAAGAACUUUCACGUGUACAAUUUGAUCAGACAGAGGCUGAACAACAACCUUGGGACCAAUAAAGCAGUAAUACGCGACAGGAUCUACGUCGUUUACCACGAUACCACGAGCAGGAGAAGUUUGUUGCAGCAUAUAAUUGGGCCUCAAACUUGUUCUACCGAAGUAGGAGCUCAUCACCUGCUUCAAGAAGAAGAUUUGUUGGAACAGGAAAAAGAACUCUUAGCCGAAAAGUCUCGGACGGAACACGACGAAGAGGCGUUUUUGAAAGUGUUGGAGAGAUAUUUGAACGCUUUUUUUCCCAAUGUGAAGUUCGGAUUUGUAAAGUACCACAGCAGGAGCAGGAGAAUGAUUGGCGGCGGUGCUGGGUGUGGCCCUCGUGUUUCUGAUGCUAGUAGUAGUGCUGGGCAACAAGAAGCAAUUGCAAUAAACCAUCACGGGCCAGCUCCAGCACCAGCUCCACACAAGCAUCACAGCCUAGACCUCGGCACCUUCCAGCAAGCGUACCAGGACGCGAUGGGGGUGGUGGAGCUGUUGGUGGUCGGCGAUGAGGAGGAGUCGAAGCAGGAGACCCCGCAUGAGAAAGAUAAUACUCGCAGCAUUGAUCUCUAUCUCACACAGCAAGACAAGUUUUUAGUCCAGCGGAGCUCGGUCGACUCACUGCAAACGCACAUCACGCCACGGAUAGCAUUUCAUGCACAACCUGUAGCGAAACAAACGCGAAGUAGAACAACCGGAAGCAGUGCUGCUAGAAAAAAGGAGAGCAGUAAAACUGCUGCCCCGCCUCCCUUUGCGCCGCACCUACGGACCAAUAGCGGUUUGUCGCUCGGAAGGGUUGUUUUGUCAUCGUCGUUGGAGCGGGCCUCUAAAGGUAAACGCACGACUGGCGCAAGAAGAAGCGCAAUUAUGACCCCUGGGAGGAGCAGGAUGGUAGAACAUCAAGUGCAGUUCUCAACCCUCACCCCCCUGAUCGAGGCGGUCGAGGAGGUAUCCCACAGAAAAAAGCUGGCAGGGCAUUGCUAUCUAUUAUAUUCAUGCGAAAAAAGAGGUCUACAGAGGGCCGAAGGGAGGUGGCCGAGAGGUCAAAAAGAGGUCGACAGAGGUCAAAAAGAGGUCGACAGAGGUGGAGAGGUGGCGCAGGAGGUCAAUCGACAGGGUGGCCGAGAGGUGGCGCGGGUAUAGCCCGCCGAAGGGCUCGCCCUAAAGCCGCGCCUAUGGGGGACGGAGGUGGCCGAGAGGGUCCCGAGAGGGUAAGCGAGAGGUGGACAGAGGUGCCGGGAGGUUGCGCGAAUAAGGGCGAACCUCUCGCGCACCCUCCUGGCCACCUCUCGGCCACCUCUGUAGACCUCUAUCGGUGAGUAUAGCCGAACUAUUAGCAACACCUCUCGGGAGAGGUCAAAAAGAGGGUCUGCGAGAGGGUCAGAACAACCCGAAUCCCCCCGGCACGCGGUCGAUUUUCUUUGGGCCUUUUCAUGGCGCAGGCCCGCACCCCCACCCUUCCGCGCUACCCUCUCGCGCUACCCUCUCGCGCUACCCUCUCGCGCCACCCUCUCGCGCCACCCUCUCGCGCUACCCUCUCGCGGUCGCGCCAGCGAUUUUCGCCGGGAAGCAAAUAGGGUGGGGGCAGGUGGGUGACCAAAAAAGGGCAGCGCGGCUUCCGUUCUGCUUCCUUCGGCGUCUAUGUCGAGGCGGCUUCCUUUCACCCCCAAGCUUCGCUGCAGCCGCUCCCUGCGCAUAGCGCCUGCAGGCGCGGGAAGCGCGCAGGAGGCCCUGCGGGUUGACAUGACGCAAACCGGCGCCAGUAGUUCCCUCGGUCUGUUACGCUGUGCCCAAAGCUCCGGCGCUGCGGUCCAGCCCGCGCACUGUCCUGCCCCGCCACAACAGCCUUGCGCUCCGGCGUUAGCCGGAGCAUGGCUGGUAUUUGUAAUGCAAAAAUAAAUACACAGAAAAAUGGGCGGCCUCAUAGCAUGCUGCUUAGGAUACGCAAUACAGAUUUUUCUGUGUAUUUAUUUUUGCAUUACAAAUGUGACCUGCCAGCUUUUUUCUGUUGGAUAGGAGGAGCUGUAUGCAAAAGAGGCUAUCGACGUGAGAAGCUCUGUUCUUGCCAAGGCCAGCACGAUAAAUAAGAUACCCGGGGGCCGCCUGCGACACUUCCGCAAGCAGUUGCUGGAGAAGAAGGGCAAUCUGCUGAUGCAGGUGCGGUUUGAGGAGGAAAAGGAAAAACGCUUGCGGUCGAAACUCGCCAGCUGGGUGCUGGACUUAAUCGUGGUGGAGAUAACGAGGGUGAUCUGCGAGAGCUGCUUUGGGAUUGAACACAGUGAUUGUGAGGAGAAGGAUUCUCAACGUCAUCCUCUAGGUCAUCUGCAGCCUCAAGUAGAACAUGGAGUUUCUCCGGCAGGGAGCAGAAAAUUUCCCCGAUACGAUUGUCUACUGCGACGAGAACAAGAUGAAAGCGGGAAGCAGCUGCAGCGGAGUUCUGGUACACCACUCUCUUCACAAUCGCACAAUUCUCAUACGCAGGAGAGGACCACAACACAUUUGGAUCUCUGUCCCAGCUGCUUGACGAAGCUGUACUUUGCCAUCGGGACGACAGCGACGGCAAGUUGUAAUGCAGUAUCGGCAACUACACCAACCGCAUCCUUACCGCCGUCUUCUUCUUCUGCAACCACGACAUUGUUUUUCAACCCCUCGACGCGCUACAAAAACCUGGCGGAAUUUUUCGAAAAAGAUCUCUAUACCGAGUUUUUAGACGUGUUUUUGUUUUUGGAGAAAAAGAAGGAGAAGACCACGGCAGAGGAGCAAGCAAGAGAUCAUGGGAAAAAUAAUAGGAAUGAUGCAGAGAAGAUGAAAACGACCUCGACCUCCACGGGGAUAAAUCCGAAUCGAAACUGUCCCGCAGAGAAGCGGUUCGCGACCAUGGCAGAUUGGUGUCGAGAACGAAGCGAGGCGUGCUUGUUGUAGGAACACGGGUUGAAAUUUUUACGGUACUUGACGGUGAAGAAGAUGAGCGAUGAAAAAGAAUAAGAGUGUUGCAGUAGUGCCUCUACCUCCUCCUAACAACUCACAACUCAUCUACAAGCUGAGGUGUCUUUCUUGUAGCGAGGAUGGAUUGAAUAAUUUUUCGAACGACAGCCAUGGCCGUCGCCGUGCUUCUACUUUUCCGAACGGUAGCGCAGCUGCAACGAACUGUAUGAUGGAGCGUACAGCAGCACGAGGAUUCAUCUAUUCCAGAAGUCAUGAAAUUAUGAAUGCGCAUGAAAUACGU